GGAGCUGAUGCUGCAGGGGUUGCGAGGCGCCUAACAAGCAGGAGAAAGCGCGUUUGCUUGGCUCCCUGGCUGGAGGGAAGACCCCAAGGGGGUGUGCUUUCCACGCGGCCAGUUCCUUGCACGCUCUCGUAUCUUCCCUUGGAACCACUUAACCACCCGACCGCAAGAGACCAAGGUGGGCUCGGUCCCUCUUCUGUGGAUCCCAUCCUUCUUGUUCUUUUUUGCAGAUACAAGAGCCUGGUGACAGGGAAGCGAGCCCGGGGGCUCAUCGCGGUCCUCUGGAUCCUCUCGUUCAGCAUCGGCCUGACGCCGCUGAUGGGUUGGAACAGCUGGAAAGAAGUGGGCCGUAACUGCACCAACAAGACGGGGACCCCCGAUGGGGAGCGGCGGGCCAACGGCCUGGUGGAAUGCCUCUUUGAGAACGUGGUGCCCAUGAGUUACAUGGUCUACUUCAAUUUCUUCGGAUGCGUCCUCCUCCCCCUCCUCCUCAUGCUGGGCAUCUACGUCAAGAUCUUCACGGUUGCCUGCAAACAGCUGCGGCAGAUAGAGCUGGUGGGGAACUGCCGGAUGACCCUGCAGAAGGAGGUCAGUGCAGCCAAGUCCCUGGCCAUCAUCGUGGGCCUCUUUGCCCUCUGCUGGUUGCCGCUCCACAUCCUCAAUUGCCUCACCCUGUUCUACCCAGGCUUUGCGGAGAGCAAGCCCGACUGGAUCAUGUACCUGACCAUCAUCCUCUCCCACACCAACUCGGUGGUCAAUCCCAUCAUUUACGCCUAUCGCAUCCGGGACUUCCGGCACACCUUCCGGAAGAUCCUCUCCCGCUACGUCCUCUGCAAGACUGAGGACUUCCCCAAAUACCCCAGAGGGAGUAAUGGAGGCAGCAGCCGCCACCUGGCUGUGAAUAACACUUCUCCAACCUGCAUUUGAGGCCACCUCGGUGGCCAAGAGGACCUUAUCUCUCCCCUACGAACCUGGGGGAAUUCGUGACAGGGUAGCACCGUUCAAUGGCGAACAGCUGCCAGGCGUUUUACAUACAUGUUCCUGCAUUGUGCAGGGUGUUUGAACAAGAGCAGCUCUGCAAGUCCUCAGUUUUGUUUUGUAUGGAACAGUGUUGCUCAACCCUAGCAACUUUAACC
Molecule: messenger RNA, 1133 nt
Organism: Python bivittatus (Burmese python)
Lineage: Eukaryota; Metazoa; Chordata; Lepidosauria; Squamata; Pythonidae
Source: RefSeq, a predicted model, not a curated record